AUAUAUGAAACCACGUUCUUGCAACUCAAACUCGGACUUCAACCAUGGUUGAUCCACAGUUCUUCAUCCUUGCCUUCUUUAUCUGGUCGAUAACCAUAAUCUUUCUCCGAGCCAUCAUUGGAAAAAGACGAGGCAAGCUUCCGCCGAGCCCGCGUGCGCUUCCAGUUAUCGGACACAUGCACCUCCUCGGCCCCAUACCUCACCAAGCUCUUAACAAGCUCUCGAACCGUUACGGACCUUUGGUUCACUUCUACAUCGGAUCGAACCGUUGUCUGCUUAUUUCCUCCCCAGAACUGGCAAAGGAUUUCUUCAGGAACCAUGAAACUAGCUUUUUAAACCGGCCAAAGCUUUCAAAUCUCGAUUACCUUACGUAUGGUACGUCUGAUAUGGCCAUGGCACCUUAUGGUCCCUAUUGGAAGUACAUGAGGAAAUUGUGCAUGACUGAACUGUUGGGGACUCGGACAUUAGACCGGUUGCUUUUGAUCAGACGCGACGAGAUUAACAUAUUUGUGAAGUUAAUACGGGAGAAAGCCGAGACAGGGGAGGCGGUCGACGUAGGAGCGGAGCUGAUGAAGCUGACGAACAACGUAAUAUCGAGAAUGCUACUUGGAAAGAGGUGUUCGGAUAAAGAAGAUGAGGCUAGUGAAGUGCAGGCAAUUGUGAAAGAGAUGAAUAGCCUCAGCACAAAGUUUAAUUUGGCGGAUUCAUUCUGGUUCUGUAAGAACUUGGACCUGCAAGGGUAUAGGAAAAGGCUCAAGAAUGUCCGGGACAAAUUCGAUAUCCUGAUGGAGAAUGUAAUAUCGGAACAUAAAAAGGCGAGAAACCAGAGUGGAUCCACAGGCGACAGCGACACCGUGAAAGACGUACUCGAUCUUUUGAUUGACAUAUCAGAAGACGAAAAUGCCGAGAUGAGGCUGACCAGAGAAAACAUAAAGGCCUUUGUUAUGAACAUUUUUGGGGCCGGGACAGAUUCGUCUGCGGUUACCGUAGGAUGGGGACUAUCGGAGUUGAUUAACCACCCCAAUGUGAUGGUGAAAGCACAAGAAGAGAUCGACUCAUCGAUCGGAAGAAACCGAAUGCUGGAAGAAUCCGACAUAGCAAACCUUCCAUAUCUCCAAGCUAUAGUCAAGGAAACACUGAGGCUCCAUCCUUCUGGACCAUUAGUCGUGAGAGAGUCGACAGAAGAUUGUACCAUCGGCGGUUACGAUAUUCCGAAACAAACGAGGCUCUUCGUCAAUCUGUGGGCUCUCGGGAGGGACAUCGAACACUGGGAGAACCCGCUCGAGUUCGUACCGGAGCGGUUUCUUAGUGAAGAGUGGAAGCAACAAGGGAAGUUCCAGUUUCUGGAUUUGAGGGGACAACAUUUCAGCCUGUUACCAUUCGGGAAUGGAAGGAGAAGCUGCCCUGGAGCUUCACUGGCACUGCUGCUGGUCCCAACGGUCCUCGGCCGAUUGAUACAAUGCUUCGAUUGGAAGGUCGGAGAUGGAGAAAAUGAAGAUUGUGGUGUUAAUAUGGAGGAAAAAGCUGGAAUAACUCUUCUAAGAGCUCAUCCUUUGGUUUGUCACCCAGUGGCAAGGCUUCCAUUUCCAUCAGUACGAGUAAUGUUCUGAUUCUGCUCCUUGUACUCGUUGCAUAAAUGCUUGUAAUCUAAUA
This is a messenger RNA of Hibiscus syriacus, 1653 nucleotides long. Its product is annotated as cytochrome P450 93A3-like. Bases 45 to 1610 code for a protein of 521 amino acids. Gene Ontology annotation, cellular component: membrane. The record is from RefSeq and is a predicted model, not a curated record. Gene Ontology annotation, molecular function: oxidoreductase activity, acting on paired donors, with incorporation or reduction of molecular oxygen, NAD(P)H as one donor, and incorporation of one atom of oxygen; iron ion binding; heme binding. The transcript has 2 exons. NCBI's taxonomy places the organism in Eukaryota, Viridiplantae, Streptophyta, Magnoliopsida, Malvales, Malvaceae.